AUGCGCGCCGUCCAAGUCAGCGAAUAUGUCAAAGGCCCCCUCGACCUAAAAGUAACCGAAGUCCCCACUCCAACCCCAUCAGCAGACAAAUACCUGAUCGAAAUCCACUCCGCGGGCACCAACUUCUUCGACAUUCUCCAAAUCCAAGGCAAAUACCAACACCAGCCCCCGCUCCCCUGGAUCGGCGGCGCCGAAUUCGCCGGCACAGUCCUCUCCACACCAACCGGGAACCCCAAGCCCCGAUUCCGCGUGGGCUCCCGCGUCUUCGGCGCCACGCAGGGCGCCUACGCCACACACGUCCUGGCAGCUGAGCAGACGCUCCUUCCCGUGCCGGAGGGGUGGAGCUUCGAAGACGCGGCUGGGCUAUUUGUGACGGCGCCUACGUCGUAUGGGGGCCUUGUUACGAGGGCUGGGGUGAAGGCUGGGGAGUGGGUUCUUGUUCAUGCUGCUGCUGGGGGAGUGGGACUUGCUGCUGUUCAGAUUGCCAAGGCGAAGGGGGCUGUUGUUAUUGCUACUGCGGGGACGGAGAGGAAGAGGGAGGUUGCGAAGGCGUUUGGGGCUGAUUAUGUGGUUGAUUAUGGGGAUAAGAAUUGGCCGGAGAUUGUGAAGAAGUUGUGUCGGGAGAAGAGAAGUGGGAAUGGGGCUGCGGGUGUGGAUGUUGUUUAUGAUCCUGUUGGGAUGAUUGAGGCGAGUUUGAAGUGUGUGGCUUGGAAUGCGAGAUUGUUGGUUAUUGGGUUUGCGGCUGGGAAGAUUGAGAAGGUCGCGCUGAAUCGGGUGCUGCUUAAGAAUGUGAGUAUUGUGGGCUUGCAUUGGGGGCAGUAUGCGAGGUUCGAGACUGGGACUGUUGGUGAUGUUUGGAAUGGGAUCUUUGAAUUGGUGCGCUUGGGCAAGUUCAAGGGCACGUCUUUUAAGGAUGAGAGCUUUGUUGGGCUGGAGAGUAUCCCCCGGGCUUUGAAGGCCCUCGGUGGGAGGGAGACCUGGGGUAAGGUCGUGGUGAAUGUUAUCGGGGAGUCGAAGAGUAAGCUGUGA
Molecule: messenger RNA, 1029 nt
Organism: Penicillium olsonii
Lineage: Eukaryota; Fungi; Ascomycota; Eurotiomycetes; Eurotiales; Aspergillaceae
Source: the annotation of a GenBank genome assembly